GGUGAUGACCUUACUGCUGAGGAAGCUGAGCUUGCAGUUCUUCUUUCUGAUAAAGAGAACUCAGCUGAUAAUGGUCAGAUAGUUUAUAAUACUUCUGUAACAUCUUCUGUUAGAGACUGUACUAUUACAGAAAUGCAAACCAAAGGAGUUACUGUUGGAAUUGCUGAGAUGAAGGAAGCUGAGCUUGUACUACCAAAAAUAGCAGGUCUUGCUAAGAAAGUACAUGACUCUUCUCCUCUCAAAGAAGAGUUUGAU
Messenger RNA from Fomitiporia mediterranea MF3/22, 255 nucleotides. RefSeq lists its product as uncharacterized. The annotation marks the transcript as partial. The record is from RefSeq and is a predicted model, not a curated record. Lineage: Eukaryota; Fungi; Basidiomycota; Agaricomycetes; Hymenochaetales; Hymenochaetaceae. The transcript has 2 exons.